GCCAGCGAGCUGCGACUGCGCGGGCCGUGGCCUCUCCCCACAAAGAGGGAAGCGGCGGUCUUUCUCGGUUCCAGCCCCAGAGCCUUCCCUAAGGCGGCUGAGGAAACGGCGUCCCAAGGGCCCGGAACGCUGAGCUUCCCAAAGUACUUAUUUCCAAGAGGAUACGUAUAUCUAUGUAAAAGAAAACAUGUGCAACGCUUUAACGUGUUCACUUCCACGACUAACAAGUGAGGUCAGUCCCCAUCCCCCAUUUUACAGAUAGGAAGAUUAACCCUCCAACAUUCCUCAGAAAAUAGGGACAUUCUACUGAUGUAGAGUAUAGUGUCCCUGUUUUCUGAGGAUUGGAGUCCAGAGACCCAACACUUAUGUGGUGCACCACUACAGUAGGAUAUAAACCAACCCACAAAUCGGGGGCUUUGCAUUUUGGCUCUCUCCAGCUGCUUUUCAUGAGAAUCUGCUAGAGUGGAAAUUUCCGUUCCAAUUCCAGGUUGUAGUUUCCCCAAUUCUGAGGAACAGAAAGUAGCUGGAGCCAUAGCAUAGGUUGCUAUGUCAAGAGAGGAGGGCAAACCUGAGUCUGAUACUUCUUAAUAGAUUUCCUUGAGUAUAGGCCAGGCUGCUGCUUCACAGAUUACAAAAUUAGCACAUGGGAGGCAUUUAUUUGUUUAGCCGUUUAUGUGCACAUGUGACAUUUAUACCUUUUUCAUUCUCUGUAUUCACUAGAUUGAAGAGCUAUGAUGUAUGCAGCAUGGAAAAAAACACCCAAAUUUGUGAUCCUUUGAUCUACAUGUGCCUAUAGAUAACUGCCUUCCAUUUGGAAAUGUGUGAACCUGGCAUAGGAGGGCUUUUCCAAGUCCAGUUGAAAUAUAUAAGCCCCAGAUUCAAUGUGAAGUCAAUGACGCAGUAGCAACCAGCCUGAGGUAAGGGUGCUGUUCUCGGACAGAAGGAUGUCGGACCUCACUCUUUCUGAAGAGCUCCUUGAUGUGAGCCAAGCUGCGGCUGAAUUGCCAGGUGCCUUUGAUUUAUCCCUGAACGAUGAUGCCAGCUCCCUGGGCUCCGACUCCGAGCUGAAUGGGAUGCCUCCAUAUCGCCAAGCUGAUCGCUAUGGCUUCAUCGGGGGCAGCAGCCUCCAGAAUGGCCUAGGGCAGCUCACAGUUGAGCUCAUCCGGCACCGUGAGACCAAGUGGCUGGAGAUGACAAAUCAUUGGGAGAAAUCCAUGGCCCGACGUUACAGGAAGGUAAAGCUGCUAUGCCGGAAAGGGAUCCCUUCAUCCUUACGUGUCCGCUGUUGGCCUCUGCUGUGUGGAGGACAAGCCAAAAUGACGAGGAACCCCGGAAAGUACCAGGAGCUGCAGGAGAUACCCGGUGAUCCUCAAUGGGUGGAGACCAUCAAAAAGGACAUUCAUCGCCAGUUCCCUUUCCAUGAGAUGUUUCUGUCCCCUGAAGGGCCUGGGCAGCAAGGGCUCCUGCAACUGCUGAAAGCCUACACUGUGUAUCGGCCCCAGGAGGGUUACUGUCAGGCCCAGGGACCGCUGGGUGCUCUGCUGCUCAUGCACAUGCCUCCAGAGCAAGCCUUCUGGUGCCUGGUACAGAUCUGCGACUGCUACCUGCCUGGCUACUACAGCCCCAAGAUGGAAGCGCUGUUGCUGGACAGCGAAGUGUUUGUUGCCCUUCUGCGCCGGGUGUGCCCCAAGGCACUUAAGCACUUGCAGAAGCAUGGCGUGGGCCCUCUGCUUUACAUACCAGAGUGGUUUCUGUGCCUCUUUACCCGCACUCUGCCCUUCCCCACAGUGCUGAGGGUGUGGGAUGCCUUUCUCAGUGAGGGGAUCAAGGUGCUGUUUCGUGUGGGGGUGCUGUUGAUCCGCUUGGCCCUGGGCUCCUCAGAGAAACUACGUGACUGUGCAGGGGUGGUGGAGACCCUGGAGAAGCUGCGCAGUAUCCCAGCUCACCACCUGCAAGAAGACACAUUCAUGGCUGAGGUACAUGACGUGCCCAUCUCAGACCGUGAUCUGGAACGUGAAUGCAGAGCCCAACUGAAGAAGCUGCGAGCAUCUCGGCCUGACUUCCAUUACAGCCCAGAACUUCGGCUGUCUGGCUCAAAGGCCAUCUUUGAUGCACAGCAGCUGGAGUACACACAGAACGACGAGGAGGAUCCUGGAAGCCGCACCCAUACAUUUACCAUCCCCCAGAUCACGGUUGAUCCACCCCCUUCAUCCCCCAAUGAGAAGAAGAAGCUGGAGAAGGCCUCUGAAGCACCAGGCCAGGAAAAAAGGAAGGUGAGAAAGAAGCCGGACACACGAGGGAAGACCUUUCACUUCAUGCCACAGUCCACCAGCAGAACAGAGGGAAGGCUGAAGCCAGACGUUGAAGGAAGGAAGUCUUCCUUCUAUGUAGAUACAUGAUUCUGAACGUGGAUCUGAAGAGGUUCUGAACAGAACUAGGCUUCUGCAGAGGAAACAAAAUUCAAGCCUCUAUCACUGCCCUGGUUUCAUUGUGCAUGUGAUCAUCUGUAGCACAUGAUGCCUUGAAGCCUGUGCUCAGUUUUUAAAAAGAAAAAAAAGUGAUGGUGGGGACUCAACACUUCCUCAUUCAGGAGCCCUGCUCCUUAAGCUCUGAUGUGUGGCAGUGCAUGCAUUAUAGCAGGGAGGGAGAUUCCAUCCUUCCUACCCUUGGCGGCAGACGUUUUACCUACAGAUUUAGGAGGUGGGUAUUAUUUGGCUAAAAGGGGUAGGGGUUAGGGUUAGGGUAAUGUGGAUUUCAUUUAGGGGGGCCCCUCUACCUUUCUCCUAUUAAUUAGUGGAUGUGUGGAAACUGGCACUCACAUAAAUCUAUGCCAGGUGAGACAACGGCACCUCAUCAGUUCAGACCUCAAAAUGAUUGCAAAGCCCCUGUGCGACAAGAGGGUGUCAAAAGUCAAUGGAAAACAGCAGCUGGGAAAACCAGGAUUGCUGGAAACAAGAGCCAGGAAUGCCAGCUAUGGAAAUGGUUUGGGACAAUCAUCAUCUGCAUUCUCAGGAACUGAGUGAGCAAAUGGUGUUACUAUCAGAGAAAAGGCCUGGUGUGGAAAUGCAUUUACCCACAUGUGUGUCAUUCAGACUCAUGCAGCCAGGUGGCCCCUGUUGCCAGUCAAGAGAAGAAGAGGAAGGUGGCAGUGUUAUAACUAAAAUAACACACAAUAUGUUUCCCCCAAUCCUUAGUUUCUCAUGCUAAUAAGAUACACAUCACUGCACACAAGGAUUUCCCCACUCAAGCAGUAGGCAUAAGAGCUAGUGAGGAGGGGAGGAUCUGGAAAACAGCGUCAUGUUUUAUCAAGGUUGGCUCACAUCCAGAAUGUAGCUUUAAUAGACUAUCUUGUUUUGUUUUUAAAAAAUAUGUAGCCCCCAACAGUGUGGCAAAAAUUAUUUUAGUUCCUCCUGUGAGCAGUAGUACACACAUGCCCGAUUAAUGACACCACAGGGGAGAAACUUGCCACCCCACCCGCACCCCAGAUAAACGUUAUCGUCCUUGCUAGUGGUAACUAGUUUAGUCCCUUGUCAGAUUAUGUGGAGAGAGACAGCAGAGCACCUACAGGGAUGUCUUCUCAGCUAAUCCCCUCCUCAGCCUGGCCUGACACCUGCACCUGUUCGGCUCCCCCCCCCCAGCAUUAGUGCUCAAACAGGAUUAAGUCCACCCUGCAAAUUGCACGAGGUUUGGAAGUCUCUCCCUAUUACAAGGCAUAGGCCUGAGAGUAGCUGGAUAUACUGAGGGAGCCACAGAUGUGAUCUGGUCCCAGGCCAUUAUGAGGAAAGGUUACAACAUUGAUGUCUUUUUGACAUUUCAAGUCAAAACGGAAGCUGGCCAGCUUGUGUGAGUCUACGCUUUUUAUGAGUCCUCCUAACUCCUAAUUAUGGUCAAGCUAUGGGGUGGGGCCAAUUUAGAUUUCUUGGUCUUCAAUCUGUCUCCCGUGUAGCGGUGGCAGGCUGUAAGCCUUCCAGCCAGGCCUCUUCCAUUGUGCACACAUGCGUUUGUGCGUGGGUCCUUCCGAGUUGCCCUAGUCAUCCUCCUGAAUCUUAAGAAAAUGAGGGAGGUGGGGGCACAUUUAUUUGGCCUGCACCAGAACCAGGAACCCAAACCAGCUAGGGGACAGCUUGCCAUAGUUUUUAGCACCUCUGUGGGCCCUGAAUGCAGCUGUUGUCAAACCAACAUCUGUUCAGGGCUGCUCAGGGUCACCUGGCAACUUACUGUAACAACUUCAUGGUGGGUUCCAGCACCUAUUUUUAUUGAAAAAAGCACUGAGCAAGACCUUUUGGGGUUUUAAUGCCGUGAGCCCCUCCAUCUUAGGCUGAGGUUGUAUAUAUGUGUAAAUAAACCAUACUAUAUAUCAUUGAGACACCACAGUCUCCACUGUCCCCCAUUCCAAGGAAACUGAACCCGGGGCCUGGACCCCCUGAAAUCUCACACCACUCGCAGGGUGGAGUGGGGGUGCAAUAAUACAACUGCUGGGGCCUAGGAGCAUAAGGCCAAAAGCAAAGCACAGGUGCAGAUUCCAGCAGGGAUAACUGGAAACGGAUGUGGCAGUAAUUAUAAGGGGAGAGGCCAAUCAGGAACUAGCUCAGAACCAGCUGACUUGUUUAGCGGAAUGAGCAGGAAUGGUUGGCAGAGCACGUUACAUGGAAUGAAUGUAGAGAUAGUGAAACUUGGCUCAUUAUUUUACACCGAGUGACAAAACCCAGAGGGGUAAAAGCCGAGUUGGUCUGUUGCAGCAAAAACAACAGUGACAAAACUUGCUAAUUGCCCAGCCAGGGACAUAUGCAAGUUAUUAAGAUGGGAAUAUAUAAAUCGACCACAAGGUGUCUGUGUUGUGUAGAAAUAGAGCAAGUUGUGGUUUAAUUGGGCAGGGAUCUGUUUGAUUUGAGUCUGUAGCUCUUUACCUUACAAGGACUUUCUGCACUUUGCUGUGAUCUCUAUCCGCUCCCCUCCAUUCUCAGUGGCGAUGGCAUUGUGUUGCCAAAGGAGAAGUAGAUAAUUAGGAUCCCAACUUGUGGCUCCCACUGUUGCCUAUUGAGGGACCCAUUUCAGCUGUGAGACAAACAGGUUUCAGGUUACAUACAAGGAAUGCUCCUUUGAGCAGUGAAGCAGAUCGUGGAUUGACAUGUGCAGAACUUUUUGCAUGUUUACAGACGCCCUGUAAUAAUGCAGCUGACAGCAUCUUAAACCAUUUUUUAAAUUUUACUAUUUAUUUUUUGGUGGAAGGGAGAGAAUAACCACCUGGUUGUCUGGAGUUCUACUCCACUAUCUGUAUAAGCUGAUAAGAAGCAAAAUCCUUUACCUAGAAUACUGACUCUAGUUCAGCUUACGCUUCUUCUAAGUUGUCCAUCCUGACUUCUCAGGAAUCCCAGAACUCUAUGGAAUACAGAAUGAAAACUGCCACUGUAGUCUUAGUUGAACAGAUGGAAAAAGAGAGCCUUUUCACCCCACUGCAGUUUUGGGAGGUGGUGUGCUUUUUUUCUCCCCAGGGGAAGGGUCGCAACACACAGGCCCAACCACAGAUUUAUAGACGCCCUCAGCAAAGUGGGGCCCCUUCUCAGUCAGAGCUCCCCACCCCAACCAUGGGAUUACCUGGCAGCGGCAGCAGUGGGCAGCCAUUUAAAUUCCCCACCCACCCCAAAAAAUACAGCAUUGCCCCAGGGCAUUGUGGGAAAUUAAAAUGGUCACAAGUAAGCCAAUAGCCAGAUGCCCAGGGUGGGGGAAAAGGAUUGGUGAAAUGUGCCAGGAUGGCAGCUGCAUGAAGGUGCUGGGUGCUGUCAGUAGACCUGCAUAUGCACAACACAGCCACCCAGUAGAGAUGUUUUUUUGAAAACUCUGGAAAUACAGGUGUGUUUUAUUUAUUAUGUUACAUUUAUGCUAGAUGCAGAAAACUUCAGGAGAGUGCUGCUGCACUCAAUUCCUGCUUGUAGGCUUCUCAUAAACAUCUGGCCGCCAGCCACUGUAACAACAGGACGUUUGAUUAGAGGGGCCAUUAGCCUGACCCAGAAGGGCUCCUCUUAUGUUCUAAUGGCCUGUGAUUUCUCCAGGGAUCUCAGGGCAACGUACAGGAUUUCACACACUCCUUCACACAUACUAAACAUAUCCUUAUAAGAGCCCUAUGAUGUAGGCUAGACUGAGGAAGAGCUGCUGGCCCAAGGUCAACCAGUGAGAUUUGUGGUAGAGUGGGGAUCUGAACUUGGGAAUCUCUAGCCCCACUGUCUAACCACUGCACCGCUCUUGAUGAUGAAAGCAAUACUUUCAUUGUCCCUAGUCACAUGCCGAAUUUCAAGGGAUGGUGUGGCUAUGUAACCUCCGAACUGGUAUAAGUAGGGAGUCAGGUGUCCUCAGAGUGGGCUGACUCAGCUGCUCUUCCCAACUGUCACAAAUGCCCUGUGCAACCUUGGGGAGGUCAUGUUCAUGUCAACGAGCAUCAGGUUAGAGCUUCGUCUGUUGAGUAGGGAUAAUCCCUUGCCUAAACACCAGCUUGAAAUGCUCUGCCACUCUGAUGAGAGAUGCUACACUUGAGCAAUGAUGGGGGUCUUUUGGGACAUUUUUUAAAAUUGGAAAGCAUUCCGUAACAUGUUGCAACGACAUAAAUAAAGCGGGAUCUGAUUUAGCAUCCUUACUUGACUUAGUAACCGAAACAUUGGAAAGUGCAGCCAUGUUAAUUUUACAUGCCUAUUCGUUUGUUUGAAAAUGUAUAAUAUGCUCUUUCAUAAAAUAUAACAAGGCGCUUACACCUGAAACACGAUAAGAUCAGUCUAUAUGUAUCUAUAAAGCUUAGCUUAAAACAUCAGCAAAACAUCCGUAGAUUCCAGUUUCAAGAAAAAAUAAUACAUUCAUACCUCAUGUUACGGACACUUCAGAUUACGUGUUUUCAGGUUGUGGACCGUGGGAAACCCAGAAGUACGGGAACGGGUUACUUCUGAUUUCACUGCUCGCACAUCUGCAGAAGCGCCAAAUUGCGCUUUGCACAUGCGCAGAAGCGCAAAAUUGCGCCAGCGCCUACGCAGAUGUGGAGCUUCAGGAUGCGAAUGCUGCGGGUUGUGGACGUGCCUCCAUCACGGAUCACAUCCACAACCUAAGGUUCCACUGUAUUGUGAAGGUUGUCUAAACGGCGUCGUUUUCAGGAGACACCUGAAAGAAGGCAGGGAACCUCCACUGGUAUGAAAUUCCACAGGGCAAGGCCUAGUACACUAAAGACUCAGUCCCUAGUGAAGGCCAACCGAAACUCAGGUGAGUAGGGAGCCACCAGAAGUUUCCCAUCAGAAAGACACUGACCAGCUGCUGACCAGCAGCAGUGAUCAAGAUGCUCCCAGGAUGCCAUGUUUUCACCCUCUCCCUUGGGCUAAAUGCAUAUAGAAUUCUAGCAAACAGUGAUAUUUCCCAGAUCGAGCAUGGAUUGUGAAAUACUAUUUCAACUGAGAACAUUCAAGUGCCUGUAAGUUGUUUUGGGCUAGCUACGUUAGAUGCGCACUGCCCCAUCUUGUCACCCCCUAGAGUGGCACCUUGGGCGGCCCGCCCCCUCCGCCCCCCACUUCGUAUGCUCCUGCCAUGGAGAUACAUAUUAUGUAUUGCCUUACACUUGCUUACAUUGAAUAGCAUUUGCUAAUUGACCAUUCACUUGACGAAGUCCUUCUGGAGUUCCUCACAAUCCUUUUUGUUGUUGUUUCAACCAUCAGCAGCAAACUUCGCCACCUCGCUGCUCUCCAGUAGCUCUAAAUAAUUUAUGGACAGGGUUUUGCUUUUUUAUCUCUCAUUCUGCAAGGGCUUGAGUCUUUCUUCUUUUUCUUUUAAGGAAGCCCACAGUCUGGAACUUCUGGCUAGCAGGAUUGCUUAUAUGUAGUUCCCUCUUGAUCAGCCGAUUGCCUCAGAGCAACACAUGCUGGUAGCCACUUUCACAAUAAGGACUUCAGAGUUGCCAGAAAUCAGGGCUCCUGAGUUCUUUUCCCCAUCUCAAGGAGUGGUCUGUUGUCAGAACAUGCAAUGAUCUGUGGUUUUGGCAUCACUGGACCUGGCUCCCUCAGCCAUGCCCUCCCUUAAUCUAGAAGAGGUGUGUGUGUGUGCAAACUGAGACUUACCUCAUGCUACCUCUGACCUUCUUGGGUGCUCUUUGCAAAGUGAGAAAGGCAUUGCUGUUUCAGCAGUGGUUGGUUGGUUGUUUUUUUACAGUGGUUUUACUGCCCCAUUUGCAACGAGUUUUUGCAGGGACACAAACACUUUCUCCCAAUGUUUUUUUAAUUAUUAUUUAUUUCAGGAGUGUCACAUUUUCCUAUCACAUGUGCUUUCUCUGUGUAAUCUGCCUUAUGAAAUGUGACAGUACUAGCGCCCAGAGCCCUAAAUGGCUUGGGACACAAGUACCUAAAAGAGUGCCUUUCUUACUAUGAACCAUCUUGGACCCUACGAUUGGCAGGUGAGGCCUGGCUGGUGGUGCUGUGACUGUGGAAUGCCUGCCUGGCGUUGACCCGUCACUGGGCCUGCCUCUCUUAUUGUAUCUGCCUCCUUUAUUAUUGCUUUUUAGGAGGAAGUUUAAAGCAUUGUUCCUGGCAACCUUGAAAUCAUUGGUUGAAAUGUUUUUAGAAUAUUUUAUCACUGUUUUUAUUACUUAUAGGUUUGCUACCCUGAGCUCCUUUGGAAAGAAGGGCAGGAUAAAUAUUGGUUAAGUGCUCAGUGCUGAAUUCAUGUAGCCUGUAAAAUUAAAAGACAAAACUGUCAGUCAUCACUAGCAAGUCUUCCUCAGCCUCUACCCACUUCCCUGUAUCAAUGUCCUGCUAUUUUGUGAAGCUUUCUAUCUUUGGCUGCCUGCCGCCCCUCUCCAGCACUAUGUAUCUUGCUUGUGAAAGGGAGGAGAAAAUAACAAGCAGGCCGUUUCCGCCACAGCAUAGCUCUCUCUUCUGCAUCAAGUCUUCCCCACCCACACAUCAUGGUAUGAAAUUGAUGGGGCAGGAUUGGAGUGCAAACACCAGGGAAACUGCAGCCUGCAGUGAGUUUGCAUUUACCCCUUUCCACCCUUCAGGUACUUAUCUGGAGUUGUUUCCACAGAGGUGUGACCUAAAGGCCUCUCAGCUGGUGAAUCAUUGUUUACUUGAGGGAUCUCUGCUGGCCCUGUGCUUGGUGCACUUCAAUGAGAAGAACCAUCUGCUUAGGAUUCUUUACAGAUAUUUCUUCUGCCUCAAGCAUUUAUGAGCACGGCCGUUCCUACCAUUAGGCAGAGUGAGGCGUCUGCCUCAGGCAACAG
Molecule: messenger RNA, 9241 nt
Organism: Zootoca vivipara (common lizard)
Lineage: Eukaryota; Metazoa; Chordata; Lepidosauria; Squamata; Lacertidae
Source: RefSeq, a predicted model, not a curated record